AUGACGUCAUAGAUGUUCUCGCACAAUUAGGAUGAGAUGUUUACCUAAUGUAGCUGUUUUUGUGUUGUAUUGUGUUUCAAUAAUUGAAUCAAUUUCAGAUGAUAUUUUCUUUAUUUAAAAGAUUAAAGACAAACGUGUAUGCAUUUCAAUACAAUCAAGAACAUCUAAGAAUCAAUCACGUGACCAGUGUCAAAUCUGUUUGGAAAUUAGUUGUCUUGGCGGGAAGUGUUUGAACGAAGCGUUCGCAAGCGGAAAGUGUUUCAAACUAGUUGUUCGCAUUAAAUUCUGGUAUUGCAAUAAGAUAUGUUUUACAGUCAAGAUAUUUUGCAGAAGAGAGGAGGAAAGUUUGGAAAAAUAUGGCUGGCAGCCACUAUGUUUUCAAAACUGACUAGACGGGAUAUUGCCAGUGUGAAUGUCGACCAGAGCUGUGAUGACAUACUUCAGUACAUAGAGGUCCGACUGGAUCCCCAACUGCCCCGCAAGCAUCGUCCCCGCCUGUCGCUGUAUCUCUCAUCACUGCUCAUGUAUGGAAUCGUCCGCAUACACAACAAGCACAGCCAGUAUUUACUGGACGAUGUGGUAUUGGCACUCACAAAGUUUGGCCAUAUUAUCAACAAGCUGACCGAGAUUGAGCUUCGAGAGCUGCCGAGGGCUGACUUGGUGACACUGCCUGACAUGGCGAUGGACUUCGAGAACAUGUCCAGUCAGGAGCUUGACAACUUUCUCAUAGUACCUGAACAUCAUGAAGAUGUAUGGUGGCUUGAGGCGUCUCUGCUCAGUCCCAAGUCUGAAGUCAUGUUGUCCCCUGAACCUGCUAGGAAGAGGAAAACAAGAAAAGGGAAGACAGGUGAGGAGGAGGGCGAGAGGACGGGUCCCCAGGUAGCCAAUGUGGAGGACAUCACCCUGAGAGAGGCUCCCACCCUGCCCUGCAUGGACAUGGACAACAUCAUGUCACCUCAUAGACAGAUUCCCCCUGAUCAGGACCUGCCACCGAUGACCCAGGCCGAGCUGGAGGACUUGCUGCUGCAGGGGGAGGAGCCCAUACCACCCAGGGAAGAGCAAAUGGGCCCACUGCCUGACCUCCCGACCUCCACCCCAGCACAUCCAGGCAUGCAGCCUCCAACCCAGCAACACGGACAAAGCAUUCUCAGCCCAAUCGUACCACUAAGGGAAGAACUUGAGGUCACCUUGCCAGUUCAGCCGGAGGUACGACCCAGGCCCAGCAGAAAACCCUCCCAGCCCCCUGCCCCAGAGGUGACCAUGACAACCAGUCCACAGCAGGGUCCACGCGUGCCGCGCCACUCUCUGGAGAUGGACCUCUCAGAAAUAAGACCUGGGGUCAGCCCCAGCCCUAGGAGACGCAGGAGACAGCUUGUGUUUGCUGACAAGGAAACCCAGAUCUCUAAGGAAAAAAUGAAGGAAUUCCUCAACACCGGAGCAACGACGUGUGAACCUUUUACCGUGAAGGACACCACAGGGAUGGAGGCUCAUGACCUGCUGAUGAUGCCUGGAGACAGAGCACUUCAUCGGCCCCCAUGGCUGAGCCUCUGGCAGCGCCGCGCUAGGUUCCGCAGGGGCCUCCCAGAGAGUGAGCUGGCUGGGGCUGUGACCCCACCCCGGGAUCUUUACCUUAUCCAAGAGGAGCCCAUGUUUGUGGCCUUUCCUAUACCUGGUAUGACUCCACCCAGGGAUGUAGACCUCUUCCAAGAGGAACCCAUGUUUGUGGCAUAUCCUUUACCUCAGGAGAUGUCCCUUGAGAUGCCCCGUACCAUGGUGGAGACCCCCUCACUGGGACAGGAGACCUCUGUACGGCAGGUCUCGUUUGCAGACCAACACACACCAGCCAUCAAGGGGAAAAGGAAAGGCAGAAAGCGACCGUCUUCCGCUCUUGAACAGUCUAUUGAAGAUCUGAGACAAACUGCAGCACAGUCAGAGUCAGGAGUGCGGAUAGCUGACAUAUCAAUGGGGGAAGAGGCAGCCAAGGAAAAGUCUCGUGGGGAUGACUCUAUCAAUGACAGCACAGGAACCAGGUCUUCUAAGAAACACAAGACUCGGUCUUCCUCCACCAAUGCCAGUAUGGAAGUGCUUCAGGAUUCCUCCACCACCACAGCACCCACCGCGUCCUUUCACACAUCAGGGAGUAGCCGCGCCUUGUUUGACAUAGUCGAGGAGACCAGGUUUCCUGACUUUUUCGCUGUGCCGAUCAGAGAAGACUUGGAGGAACAAAUGAACGAUCAGAGCCUUUUAGACACAAUCAGUGAAUGCAUCACUGCUGGGGAGGAAGACUUCACGCUGUUCUCCACCGUGUGUCCCCCAGAAACCUCAGACAGGAAAUCUGCAGCUAGAAUCUUCAUGGUCUUGCUUGGGUUGUGUACGCAAAGACUGGUGACGGUCAGACAAGAAAAGGACGUCGACUUUGGGGAAAUGAUUAUUAGAACAGUAGACUGAAUGACAGCAGUUUUACCUACUCACAGCUUGGUUGCUUAAAACUUAUGACAGCUCAUAUCACUGUACAUUUGAGUAAAUAUAAUUCAAUAUACAAUCAAUAUGAUUAACAAAUAUGUAUAUGAAUUUAUUUUAAUACAAUAAAGACAUUUAAGGUUUAAUAUGAUUUACAUGUAAUGUACAUAAAGUCCUUGAUCCAAAAUUAAAUGUUGGUUAGCUUUUUGAGCCUUUAAAGUUGUGAGCAAUUUUGAUCAGAUUAUUUAUUGAGGCUAAACUUGUCGCUGCUAUAAUAGGUGACAUUUGACAUUGCUGUAUCACUAGAUAACUCAACCUUGAAUGAUCAUAUUAAAUUAUUUCAAGCUCAAACUCAUGACAUUUUUUUUAAUACAUUUUUCUUGAAGAAACUAGAGAAGCAUACAUAGACAGAGCUAUUAUAAAUUAGUGAAAUAUUACCAUUGACAUGCCUUAUAUUUGAUAAUAUUGUUAAAUUUUGUCAUUUAUAAAUUUUUAUCUGUUUAAUGUUAUAUUGAUGUGUUUUCAAUCGUGUUAAAAUGAGUAUUUUUUAAACAAAAUGAUCAUUUUAAAUGAUCUUUACUUAAAUAAAUGGGUUAUAUUAAUUGUUAUGUUUUAUUCCAAAUUUUAAUAAAUUAAGAUGCAAUGAAUCAACAUUAACAUUUUUACAUAUUUUUUAAAUGUUUUGUUAUGCCCCCCUUCAAAGAAGAUUGGGUAUAUUGUUUUUCAGGGAUGUCAGUCACUAGACCAGGUCAUUUCCAAUCAAUAACCCUUCAACAAAUUGACGGAUUGGCUUGAUACUUCGCAUGUUUAUUGGCCUUGGACAGUAAAUGACCCCUAUUGAAAUCGGGGUCAGUAGUUCAAAGUCAUGUUGUUUGGUUUUGUUAUUUUUAUGUCCCCCACCACUAUAGUGUGGGACAUAUUGUUUUUUCCCUGCCUGUUGGUUUGUGUAUUUGUUUGUUUGCGUCAAACUUUAACAUUUGCCAUAACUUUUGCAAUAUUGAAGAUAGCAAUUUGAUAUUUGUCAUGCAUGUGUAUCUCAUGGAGCUGCACAUUUUUGAGUGGUAAAAGGUCAAUGUCAUCCUUCAAGGUCAAAGGUCAAAUAUAUGGCUUUAGCGACGUAGUAGGGGACAUUGUGUUUCUGACAAACACAUCUCUUGUUUUAUUUUUUAAAAAUGGGGGGGGGGCAUAUGUCUCCAGACACAGAACUCUUGUUCAUGUUUUCUUUGUUAGUUAUACAAUUGUUGAAUCAUGUUGUUUUGUGUUUUUGUAAGCCAGAAUGACAUAUGUGCAUAAAUCGGCACCUAACCUUUUUUAGCUCUCUAUUGAAACAUCUGGCUAUGAGUAUAAAAUUAUAUUUAUUGUUAAAUCAUAAAAAAUACAAAAUACUUGUAUAGUUCACAAUAAAUUAUUUGUGUGAGGAUAGUUUAUGUGUUUUCACAUGAUCUUGUGCUGUUUUGACAUCGAAUGCAAAUCAGAUUUAAAUUGCAAAAUAAAUAAUUCAGUUUUUGAACUUUUGUUAAGUUUAAUCAUGUUUACAUUCCUGUUAAUUGUUAAUCAUGUUGAUAAAUGACCUUUCUUCAUUAAAAAUACAUGUGUAUUAAACUGUUGAUGAUUCUGUGUACAUCGAAGUGUGUGUUUUACAUGAUUUGCUGUUUUUAAAUUAAAUAUCUAGUUUUCAUUAUAAAAAAAUCUAGAUUUUGUUUUAAUUUGUUUUAAAUUGAUUGUUUCUUACACUAUUGUUCAUUGUUAUUUUAUUAAUAAAGUGCACCUCUUAA
This is a messenger RNA of Dreissena polymorpha, 4235 nucleotides long. RefSeq names its product meiotic recombination protein REC8 homolog. Gene Ontology annotation, cellular component: synaptonemal complex; cohesin complex. The record is from RefSeq and is a predicted model, not a curated record. Gene Ontology annotation, biological process: replication-born double-strand break repair via sister chromatid exchange; mitotic sister chromatid cohesion; synaptonemal complex assembly. The coding region runs from base 304 to 2448 and encodes 714 amino acids. Gene Ontology annotation, molecular function: protein binding; chromatin binding. Lineage: Eukaryota; Metazoa; Mollusca; Bivalvia; Myida; Dreissenidae. The transcript has 19 exons.